GAAUGUGAAACACAUGAAAAGUGUUGUCCUAAUGUCUGUGGAAUGAAGAGCUGUGUGGCAGCCCGAUACAUGGAUAUGAAAGGAAAGAAAGGACCCAUUGGCAUGCCUAAGGCAGCAACGUGUGACCUCUUUAUGUGUACACAGCAAGGUUCUCAGUGCGACAUUUGGGAUGGGCAACCCAUUUGCAAAUGCAGAGACAGAUGUGAGAAAGAACCCAGUUUUACCUGUGCUUCUGAUGGACUAACUUACUAUAAUAAAUGUUUUAUGGAUGCUGAAGCUUGUGCAAAAGGUAUCUCAUUGGCUGUGGUCACCUGCAAAUAUCAUCUGAGUUGGCCACAUACUAGUCCGAUGCCAUCUGAGACAACAACUAACCCAACCAUCCCAUCCAUUGAGACUGCCAUCAUAAAUGUGAUUCCACCCACAUUGGUGAAUAACCCUACUCACAAGUCAGUCAAUAUCGGCGACACUGUGAGCUUUCAUUGUGAUGUUACUGGCAAACCCAAACCAGAAAUAACAUGGGAGAAGCAAAUUGAAGGGAAGGAACGUAUUGUCAUGCGCCCCAAUCAUGUGGUCGCAAAUAUAGUUGUCACCAAUAUUGCCCAGCUAGUCAUUUAUAACACUCAAUUUCAAGACGCUGGCAUCUACACAUGUACCGCCAAAAACACAGGAGGCUUUAUCAAAAUUAACUUCCCCUUGUCUGUCAAAGAACAACCUCCCAAGGAAAAAUCAGAAAACAAAACUUUUUUUCCCACUGAUGAGUGCCUAAAGCCACCAGAUAGCGAGGACUGUGGGGAGGAACAGACACGGUGGUAUUUUGAUGCUAAGAAAAAUAAUUGUUUCAUAUUUGUGUAUGGUAAUUGCAAUAGUAACUUGAACCACUUUGAAACAUAUGAGUCUUGUAUGCUAACCUGCAUGAAUGGACCAGUCAAUAUCUGUAAUUAUCCUCCUCUUCAAGGUCUUUGUAAGGCGUAUGAGCCAAGGUGGGCAUAUAACAAGAUACUGAGUCAAUGCCAAUCUUUCAUUUAUGGUGGGUGUGGUGGCAACGAAAACAACUUUGAAAGUAAGGAACUGUGUGAAGAGAUGUGCCCAUUCCCCAAAAACCAAAAAUGCAAAGUGUGCAAGCCUCGGCAGAAGCUGGUAACAAGCUUUUGUAAAAGUGAUUUUGCCAUACUUGGGCGUAUAUUAGAGUUGACAGAAGACCUAGAAACUGGGCACGCUUUGGUCUCUGUAGAAGAUAUCCUAAAAGAUGAAAAAAUGGGGCUUAAAUUCUUGGGGAAGCAACCACUUGAAAUUACCCUUCUUAACAUAGACUGGAGUUGUCCAUGUCCCAACGUGACAUCGGUCACAGGUCAGCUAAUCAUCAUGGGUGAUGUACACAAUGGUAUGGCCGUCCUACAACCUCACAGUUUUGUUGGCAUGUCAAGUGCACGCCGUGUGCGAAAACUUAGAGAAGUCAUUCACAAUAAAACUUGUGAUCUUCUCAAAGAAAUUUUAGGUCAACCAUAGCAAUUCAUAUGAUAAUAGCAUAAGUACAAUACUGAAAUGUAUGUUUCCUAAAUUACUAAUAAGUCAACUUUGGUUAAAUUUAAGGAGGGUUUUUAUAGAGCAUAGAAUCUCUAUAUUUUGUGCCAUUUGGGGAUGAGUGUAAGGAGAGAUUCUUGUAUAUGUAUAAAGCGCUUGUGUAAUGUAAUUUUGUUUUUCAGUGGUAGGUAAAGGACUUACAAGUCUGAAUGCAAUGCUUUUUCUAGCUUCCUCCAUGCUGUUCAGCCAUGUAUUUAUACAAUCAGACAGACUUGACAUAAAGCUGAUUUCUGGAUGCAACAAUAUCUAAGAGAAAAGCACAGCAGAGGAAGAUAAUUAUAUAACAAUGUAGAAAGCCAAAAUAUAAAUUUAUGUAUUCUUUACUAAUUUGUUUGUUUUGCAAAGCAUCAUACACACUAGAUGAGAAAAGGAAAGAUCUCGCUCAGAAGGGCUGAUCUGAGCGAGAUCUUUCACAAUCUCGUCCAGUGUGUGCACUCAGUGUCGUUAACGAUGUGCGCUCCCACGCAGAGCCGGCCCUAACCUAUAUGAUGCCCUAGGCAAGAUUUUGGCUGGUGCCCCCUAGCACCACCGCUGGUUCUGCCUCUGACCUUGCACCUCUUUCCCAGAACCAUCACCCCUCACUUACAGCAGUCCUUGUACCCCCUAUAUUUUAAAUAGGAACAGUUCGCACAUUUGACGCACAGCCCAAAAAGGGGUAUCUUCUUGCUGGGAAGGGGCAUGGCCACACAAUAGUAACCCCAAUUCCAAUUACGCCACACAGUACUGCAACUUUAUUCACAUUUUAUCUUGUGAUAGUGUCCAUAAUUCAUAUUGCAUCCCACAGUAGUAUCACUUUACCUUAUAAACAUUACUCCUCACAGAGGAGCCCCUUAUUCACAUUACAUCACACUGAAUUGCUCCUUAUUCACAUUACACCACACCUUAUUGCUCUUUAUUCACAUUAGACGACACAGUAGUGCCCUUUCUAUAUGCAACGCCACACAGUAGAGCACCUUAUACACAUAAUGCCACACAUUAGUAAUACAUUUCUCUGACGUCCUAGUGGAUGCUGGGAACUCCGUAA
Messenger RNA from Pseudophryne corroboree (corroboree frog), 2605 nucleotides. RefSeq names its product WAP, follistatin/kazal, immunoglobulin, kunitz and netrin domain containing 2 (gene WFIKKN2). The record is from RefSeq and is a predicted model, not a curated record. The transcript has a single exon. Gene Ontology annotation, biological process: transforming growth factor beta receptor signaling pathway. Gene Ontology annotation, molecular function: transforming growth factor beta binding; serine-type endopeptidase inhibitor activity; receptor antagonist activity. Lineage: Eukaryota; Metazoa; Chordata; Amphibia; Anura; Myobatrachidae. Bases 43 to 1506 code for a protein of 487 amino acids.